Molecule: messenger RNA, 1227 nt
Organism: Menidia menidia (Atlantic silverside)
Lineage: Eukaryota; Metazoa; Chordata; Actinopteri; Atheriniformes; Atherinopsidae
Source: the annotation of a GenBank genome assembly
CGGAAGUGAGAAGGCGUCCCUGAGGAAAAAUGGAAGCCGCAGUGUUCAUUCUUUCGCUUGUGGACUGUUGUGCACUGAUUUUCCUCUCGGUUUACUUUAUCAUCACCUUGUCUGAUCUUGAAUGUGACUACAUUAAUGCAAGAUCCUGCUGCUCCAAGCUGAACAAAUGGAUCAUUCCAGAGAUGCUUGGCCAGUGUCUCUCCACUAUGCUAAUGCUGGUGUCCAUGCACUGGUUCAUCCUCCUCCUUAACAUGCCUGUAGCAGCCUGGAACAUAUUUAGGUACAUAAAGGUUCCAAUGGGAAACAUGGGUGUGUUCGACCCAACUGAGAUCCACAACAGAGGUCUACUAAAGUCGCACAUGAAGGAGGCCAUGAUUAAACUGGGCUACCACCUGCUCUGCUUCUUUAUUUAUUUGUAUAGCAUGAUCCUGGCACUGAUCAACGACUGAAGUCCUCGGCACAACUCCAACUCCCACUCCAACGUUUGCUGACCUGGUUGUUCCCCUUCCCUCCGUGCUUUGUUUCCCAAAUCUUUGAGAGAAGAAGAAAUGUCCACUAUAAUGCUGAUUUGUGUGAUGUCAGAACUUCCCAAUUUCCACAUCGACAUCAUACAGUGGUUGAUAUUUAUAAUUCAACAUUUUUUGAUUAAUUAAAAGUACAAAAUAUCCUACAAAUAUUACUUCUCUGUAUGCUUUGUUCUUUUAUUCAGUUAAACUACUUUAUGUCAGUUUUACUUUGACUCGUGAGUUUAUCCUUGUUAAUAAAGUAUUACAUUUUCUGGGUGAAUACAUACAUGUUUUUUGUUAAACUUUUGAUAACUUUUUGAUAAUAAUUACUAUAAAUAAUAAUUAUAAUACAUUUGAUUUAAGGUGCCUUUCAGGGCACUUGUGGUCACAAGUCAAAAGGCAAUGAAAGCAAAAUAUAGGUAAAAGAAAGCAUAACUCAAAAUGAAAAGACCAUGGUGUUUGUGAUAUCAGAAAGCAGAAGCAGGGGGAUGGAGACAGGUACAUUUUCAGACAGCACUUUACUCUGUUUUCAAACUUCAGAACAUCAUCACAUCUUUGUUUUUACUCUUGUGACUGAACUAACCAAUGAGAUGCCAGAAUCUUGACUAAGGCAAAUGGUGGAAAAUGAAAAGGAAGAUGCAACAGAUUAUUUCUAACUGUCUUAAAGAUGCAGUAGUAAAUAGUGAAACAUGUAAAUAUAUAAAUAAAUGUGCAUAAUAAA